This is a messenger RNA of Hyla sarda, 8327 nucleotides long. RefSeq names its product phosphodiesterase 5A (gene PDE5A). Gene Ontology annotation, biological process: signal transduction. The transcript has 21 exons. Lineage: Eukaryota; Metazoa; Chordata; Amphibia; Anura; Hylidae. Gene Ontology annotation, molecular function: protein binding; 3',5'-cyclic-GMP phosphodiesterase activity. Bases 381 to 2975 code for a protein of 864 amino acids. The record is from RefSeq and is a predicted model, not a curated record.
ACUUCUUUACUGUUUGUCCAGUAGUGGGCAGCAGUGAGGUUGUUGUGAGCCCUUCAGUUCUCACCUGGAGCUCCCUGUGCAGUAACCAGCCCUAGAGAAGGUACAGAGAGAACAGUAGAAGAGGAGGAGGGAGGCUGACUCCCAGGGACAGCUGGCCCCCAUCCAGCUGGCUGCUCCUGCCCAUCACUCAGUUUUAUGGAGAUAAAUGAAGCCCCUCAGAUGGGUCUCCCUGUCAUUGUGCACUGAGAGGGUCAUUCAGUGAGUAGCAGCCCCAGAGUCCCCCCAGCACACAACAAUCGGGGGCACCUCCUUUGAAGACAGUAGCCUGUGAUGAGUUGUGCCUUGUUUGCUGUGUAUCCUCCCACCUCCUCCUCCUCUCCAUGGAUCAGCCACACACCAUGGAGGGCAGCUGCAGCCCGCAACCUCACGAUCAGGAGGGCAUAGAGUCCUGGCUGGACGAUCACUGGGACUUCACUCAUUCCUACUUUGUUAGGAAAGCGACCAGAGAAAUGGUCAAUGCAUGGUUUGCUGAAAGAGUGCACACAAUACCAGCAACAAAGGAGGGAGGGAAAAGCAAUACAGAAAAUAACCAGCAGGCCUCUUCUUCUGAGACCACCAACCAAGGAGCACCGGUGAGGAAGAUCUCUGCUUCUGAGUUUGACCGGCCUCUCAGGCCCAUCGUUGUUAAGGACUCUGAGGGAACACUGACAUUUCUCGCAGAUUCCGAAAAGAAGGAACAGAUGCCUCUUCAAGCUCCAAGUUUAAAUAGUGCAAGUGAUCAGUGUUCACGGCUUCUGGAACUGGUGAAAGAUAUUUCAAGUCAUUUAGAUGUCACUGCCCUGUGUCAUAAAAUUUUUCUGCAUAUUCAUGAACUGAUAUCGGCAGACCGCUACUCACUUUUUUUAGUCUGUGAGGACAGUUCCAAUGAGAAGUUUCUGGUUAGUAGGCUUUUUGAUGUAGCAGAAGGCACAACACUGGAGGAGGCUUCAAAUAACUGCAUCCGUUUGGAAUGGAAUAAAGGAAUUGUCGGCUAUGUGGCAGAGUAUGGACAACCCUUAAACAUAAAGGAUGCUUAUAAGGAUUCAAGAUUCAACGCAGAAGUUGACCAAAUUACCGGGUACAAAACGCAAAGUAUUCUUUGUAUGCCAAUAAAGAACCACAGAGAAGAGGUGGUUGGAGUGGCACAAGCCAUCAAUAAGAAAUCUGACAGCAAUGGGACAUUCACUGAGCAAGAUGAGAAGGAUUUUGCCGCCUACCUGGCAUUUUGUGGGAUUGUAUUACACAAUGCACAGUUGUAUGAGACAUCGUUACUUGAGAACAGGCGGAACCAGGUUCUCCUUGAUCUUGCAACAUUAAUUUUUGAAGAGCAACAGUCAUUGGAGGUUAUCUUAAAGAAGAUUGCAGCAACUAUUCUGUCCUUUAUGCAAGCUCAGAGAUGUACAAUCUUCAUUGUGGAUGAGGACUGUCCCGAUACCUUUUCCAGUGUUUUUCAUAUGGAGUCAGAUGAGCUACAAGAAUUUGCAGAUGCUAUAAAAAGGGAUUAUGAUGUAAGCAAAAUCAAUUACAUGUAUGCCCAGUAUGUGGCAAACACCAUGGAACCACUCAACAUACCGAAUGUAAGCAAGGACAAAAGAUUUUCAUGGACAAAUGAAAAUGAAGAAAAUAACAGCAAGCAAAUUCAUAGUCUGCUCUGCACACCGAUAAAGAAUGGAAAGAAGAAUAAAGUGAUAGGAGUUUGCCAACUUGUAAACAAGGUGGACGAAAACUCUGGCAAAAUCAAGGCCUUCAACAGAAACGAUGAGCAAUUUCUGGAAGCUUUUGCAAUUUUCUGUGGCUUGGGGAUCCAGAACACCCAGAUGUAUGAAGUUGUGGAGAGAGCCAUGGCCAAACAGAUGGUGACAUUAGAGAUCCUCUCAUAUCAUGCAUCUGCUGCUGAAGAGGAAACCAUGGAGCUGCAGGUAACAGCGGGAUCUGUCGUGCCAUCUGCACAAUCACUUAAAUUAACAGACUUCUACUUCAGUGAUUUUGAGCUUACUGACAUGGAAACCACAUUAGCUACAAGUCGAAUGUUCACAGACCUCAACCUUGUGCAGACCUUCCAAAUGAAAUAUGAGACUCUGUGCAGAUGGAUUCUAAGUGUAAAGAAAAACUAUAGGAAGAAUGUAGCCUAUCACAACUGGAGACAUGCCUUCAACACAGCACAAUGCAUGUUUGCUGCCCUGAAGAGUGGCAAAAUUCAGAAUAAGCUCACAGACCUAGAAAUUUUAUCCUUGAUGAUUGCCACAUUAAGCCAUGAUUUGGAUCAUAGAGGGGUUAACAACUCUUUUAUACAGAAGAGUGAGCAUCCAUUAGCCCAGCUCUAUGGCCAUUCCAUAAUGGAGAAUCACCACUUUGACCAGUGCCUCAUGAUUCUGAACAGCCAGGGUAAUCAGAUUCUAAGCGGUCUCUCUGUUCAGGACUACAAGUCUGCACUGAAAAUGAUAAAGCAGGCUAUCCUUGCUACAGAUUUGGCUCUCUAUAUAAAGAGAAGAGGAGAUUUUUUUGACUUGGUUAAAAAGAAGAAUUUCAGGUGGGAUGAUUCAGCACAAAAAGAACUGUUUGUAGCUAUGUUGAUGACUGCCUGUGAUCUGUCUGCAAUAACAAAGCCCUGGCCAGUUCAACAACGGAUCGCUGAACUUGUUGCUACAGAAUUUUAUGACCAAGGAGAUAAAGAGAGACGGGAACUUAAGAUUGAACCAAUUGAUCUUAUGAACAGAGAGAAGAAAGAUAAAAUACCCAGCAUGCAAGUUGGAUUUAUUGAUGCAAUAUGCUUAGAGCUAUAUGAGGCCUUAGCAGAAGUCUCUGAAUUUUGUUACCCACUCCUAGAAGGCUGCUUAAGGAACAAACAGAUGUGGCAACUAUUAGCAGAGCAGCAAGAGAAGAAUCUGGUGAAUGGAGACAACAGCCAGCCAAAAACGAACUGUGACAUUGAAUAAGCAACACCAACUGCACCGUAGAGUCUUGUGGUACAAAAUAGUAUUACACUGUUUGGAAACCAAAAUAUAUUUUGCCACUGUUAUAUUUAUUAAUUUCACGUUUUCGUUUAAGGAAAUAAGAACAUGUAAAUGGAAUAUUUUCCAGAGAAGCAAUAUAUUUUCUGAUGUGCAUAACAUUACAUUUACCUGCUUGAGGCUCUUGGGCUUGAUUCUUUUUUUAUAUUGACCAGUGCCUUAACGCAUAGGUGCCAUUUUAAAUUAAGAAGGGCACCUCUAUAAUGUACUACAGCACAGUAAAUAAUUCAUAUAGCAUUUUACUGUAUAACUUUUUCACAUACUGAAUCAACUCGGGCUAAUACUGAAAACGAUGUAAGGCAGGAUAACAAAGUGGUUUGUUGCAAAUUGUAAGUCAUCAGCUAAGAAGAAAUUACAAGUCAUUGUCACAACUUGCACCAUUGUUUUAAAUGGCUUUUAAAUAACCACUUUUAAAUAAGUUUUUUCCUAAUAUAAACAUAUUGUUCAGCAUAAUUUACAUGGCUGUUAACUUUUUCUAAUAGCAUUUUAUAUCUCUUUAACUGUAAAAUGUAAAAACAUAAGAAUUCACAUAAGAGUUCAGCGACCAAAUAAAGCAAAAGGCUGCUGUGUAAAUGUAGUAAUGCACUUCACAGAUUAUCAACUUUUCUUUUUUUUUAGAAGGGUUUGUCAUUCUGUAUAACACAGUUACAAUAAGGCGUGUGAGUUAGAUCACUACUGUGUGAUUUUAAUUUCACUGCUCACAAGAAUGUGUAAAAUACUCUGGAUAUAGUUAAAGAUUGUCAUAUAAAUGAUAACUGCAGUAACACUGGUACAGUACUACUAGUACUGCACGUAUAAUCCCACUUGUGUAUAUUGCUUACAGUGACCACUAUUAGAUUUCAGCUGAUCAAAUGCACAUAGGAUGAUCAGCUCUACAGUGUUAUAUUGGUUGGUUACAUGUAAAAUAACCUGCUAGAUUUUGACAUCUGUUAUAGUGACACUGGGACAGUUCUAUCAUGAUGGCCAGGGUCACACAGACCAUUUAGGGGUUACAUAUGUAAGAGUGAUCUCUGACUAGUUACUUAGAAUAUAUUACAUAUAUUACUUCUUAUGGUGCUUGUUACCCCAUAGCGUAUAAUGCUACAGUGUGGAGAAAGUAAAAAAGUAAUUGUUUAGCCAUAAUAUUGCUGUCAAAUGGUGAAGAUGCUGCUCAUUUUGCUGAGAGCCUCCAUUUGAAUGAACAUCUGUCUCAUGUGAAUAUUUAUUGUGGUACAGAUCUGAAAGCAUGGAUUUCCAUUACCAGUAAUAGUGAAGCUAAACUUCAUAUACCACUAGGAGUCAAUGUUCUACUAGUAUAACUGUCCUCAUUGGGUGAUCAAGCUUGGUCUAAAGCCAGAUUUGAGGUUGCCACUUAGUUGUCAUUGUUUUACCAGGUUAUUCCUGGGUAGUAUGAUUAUUAUAUCACAUUCCACCAAACAAGUUGUAACUUCUGAAAAUAUGAUGACUGUUCUAUUUUUAGAAGUAGAGAACUAACAAAACCACAUACAGCUAUAUGCAAAAGUAAAAAAAAAAAAAUUGAGUCUUUGGAUCAACAAUUUAAUUUUAAGCUAUCAAAUAUAUGACAGACACAGUAAUAUUUCAGUAGUGAAAUCUCCAUCAAAACAAAAGUUGACAGGUACAUAAUUUUGGGUCCCUCAACAGAAUUAUCACAUCAAUAUUUAGUUUAGCCUCCUUUAGCGGAAAUAAUGGUCUCUUUUGGAUGAAGGUAUUUUGGACCAUUCCUCCUUGCAAAACAUCUCCAGUUCAGUUAGGUUUGAUGGUUGGCAGCAUGGUAGGCCCGCUUCAAAUCACACCACAGAUUUUCAAUGAUAUUCAGGUCUGAGGACUGGGAUGACCAUUCCAGAACACUGGACUUGUUCCUCUGCAUAAAUGCCAGAAUAGCUUUUGAGCCGUGUUUUGAGUCGUCAUCUAUUUUAUAUGUCCAGCCCUGGUGUAAUUUUAACUUUAUAAAUGAUUUCGCUGCAUUAUUCUCAAGUAUCUUCUGAUAUUGAGUAGAAUCCAUGCGGCCCUCAACUUAAACAAGACUCCCAGUAAUGGCAUCUCCACCAAAUUUUACUGUGGGUAACAAGUGUUUGUCUUGGAACACGGUGUUCUUUUGACACCAUGCAUAACGCCCCGUGUUAUGACCAAAUAACGUCAAUUUUGUUUCAUCAGUCCACAGCACCUUCUUCAUAAAUGAAGCCAGCUUGUCCAACUGUGCGUUUGCAUACCUGCUGAUCCAAACACCCAAUUAUUUAUAAAUGAAAAUCAUAGAAAUUGUCAGGGGUGCCUAAACUUUUGAAUACGCCUAUAUUGUUACUUGUCAUAUAAAGGAGUAGUGUACUGCAAAGUAUUUCUACUCCAUUGUGCCUGGAUGCAAAAAUAAAAUUUCACUCAUCUUACUGCAUUCCCCCGUACUGCUGUUACAGCUGUUUGGUCCUCCGGUCAGGUCUCCUUCCUUCUUUCGUGUACACUGAUUGUCACACGACGCUCAGCCUAUCACCAGCCAAGGCUGGACAUCGCUAUGGCCGGUGAUAGGCUGAGCGCUGUGUGAUGAUUCGUGCUCACGGAAGAAUACCAGACCGGAAGCCCUUUUUUUUUUUGCAGCCCAGGCACAACGGAGUAGAAAUACUUUGCAGUACACUAUUCCUUUAACUUUGAAUACUAUGGCAUGCCUGCAGCAUGGCUAUAUGCUAUACAGCUUUUUACCUCUUAAAUGAAACAUAUAAACCAGCGUGAAGCAGACCAAAUAUACUCACAAAUAGACUACAUUUGGACAAUUUAAGCCUAUUGGCACUUUUUAAUAGUACCUCUAAGUACACCAGCAACAUACAGCUAAAAACAUGAUGUGACUGCCUCCGAAAUUCUUUUGCAUAUAUGUACUGUACAUAUGGAUGUAUAGCAAGGCCAUUGGGCAGAAAAGUACUGCCAGUCUCUAAAUUGUACAUAAAUGUGACCAAACUAAAAGUAGGUAUAACAAAAUUUGAAGCAAGCAUGGUAGCACAGCCAUCCUCUCUAACAUUGGUUGAGUUAAAAAACAAUAUUUCAGUACUUUGAUUUAUUUUUAUAGCAAUGUUAGGGGAAAUCCCCUGUUUUAAUUUUUUAUACGUGUAUGUAUAUUACCAAUCUGUUAUUGUAUGCAAUGUCUUAUAAUGUCAGUAUAAUUUAAAUUGUUGUAUGUUUUAAAUUAAAAAUUCAGAAUGGACAUACAGUUGUCUUAAAAGGCAGACACAUUUAAUUGUAAAAUAAAAAACUGUGUCAUUGUAAGGCCCAACUCACCAUCAUCUGUGUUGCGAGUUUUGUCAUGAACAGAAACACAAUGCAGUGCUGAAUCCAAGAAAUAUACCUAGCGUACAUAUUCAUCUUCCAACUAAUGUGUAAAUACAUUGCAUUACUCAUCUUGCUCUGAUCCUUAGACUACGCCAUGUGCAGUGGUCAGCAGCUGUACAGUGUUGCCAGUAUUCCGAGACAAGGUUCUGGUAACAUGUGGCAGCUACACAAUUAAAACAUACUCACACUCAUUAUAAACUUAAUCUAGACAGUGUAAGCAUGCUCUAAAUUUAUCACAGUGGCUCAUGCUGUUUGAUAAGUUUGGUGUCACAUCUCUAGACUUGUAUCAUUUUUUAUGCCAACUUGAGGUUGGCCUAUGAAUUUGUCUAAAUUUUGGUGCAUCUUGGAGUACUUUAUACAUUUAAGUCAUACCCCUUCUUGCGAAGCAAUAACUUCUUUCCUGUUAAGCUACACCCCAUUGGUAAAAGUAGUACAUUAAGGGGCAGAAUGCUCCAAAAAUGAGCCAGAGAAAAUGAUUUUCAAAAAAAUCUCUAUGUGAAUGUAUGUUUUUAUAAUCACUUAGUAUUAUCUGCUUUAUUGAGGCAGCUUACAUAGUUAAGUUGCCUGUUUAUUGGCUCACUGUGUUAACAUUCGCAAUGUUCCAACAGUUCAGAUUUUAGAGAGACAAAUCUGUGACCGGAAGGGUUUAUGCAAACCCCACCCAAAAGUGACAUUUUGGUGGCGUUCCCAGAACUGGGCUAAAAUGUCCCAAUUUUGUCAAUUGAAACGUUGGUAAGUAUGUUAAUGGAUAUCAAAAAAACAUAAAUAAAGUGUUUAGUUGCCUAUCUUCUUAAGACAAUGAGUUUCUACUCUAGGGAAAUGGUGUAUUUCCAUCUUAAACAUUUUAACUAUAACCAUAAGAAAGGUGAUAGGUCCCUAGCCUAACCUUUCAGGAGAAUGGGAGUCAGUGGAGCCUUAACCCUCUCCAUUGAAGUAUGUCAGAUUUACAGAAAAAUUUAAGCUCUACUUACUCAGCUCUUUUAUAGACAUACUCCCAUAGACAUACCAUAACACACCAUUACUGUUUAGCUCAGUUUUCACUUGUUUCAAUAUUGUUACCAAGUUAAGUGUAGGGAGUUUCAGAAAGCAUUAUUUUCCAGUCCAGAAGACGCGCACACUUUAUCCAGGUAAGAAAUGUUUGUGCAGUUAUGAAUAUGUUCACACGUAUACGCUGUGGAUUUCACACAAGGAAAUCCACAGGUAAAUCGGCAGCAUGUAAUCAGUAAUAUAUUCUGUACCAAUGCUGGGGAUUUCAUGCUGAUGGUUAUAUUGUUCAUUUUAUGCUUCAGAUUUCAUGCUGUGUCCAAUAAGUGAAAGAAGAAUAAAGUGAAUAUUACAGCAGAUUGCACACUACAAAUUUACCUGUUCAUUUCCUUGUAUGAAAUCUGCAGCGUAUACACUACAUGUAAACAUACCGUAUUCUCGUAAAGUCUUAUUUCUAAUUUUGUAUAUAAUGUAGUGCAGUGUAAUGUUUCUAAUUAUUUAUGUGUAUAACUAUUUAUGAAGAACACAGAAUAAUUUCAUUUUAUUACAAACUAAAAACUAUUUUUUUUAUUAGCUCAAAAACAUAAAAUUGUUGAACCACAUAAAGGCACUCUACUGCAUGGUACACAGUCAUAUUUGGCAGUGCAGUACUAAAUCUUUCACUUAUUUGUGUAAUCUGUAGCUACUGCAGUGUGCCUCAAGGUGGCGUGCUCAUCAUCAAAUAUAUAUUUUCUUACAGACACCACAUUUUUGGCUGCACAACAUGAAGAUCACAAUGUUGCAUGCAACAUUGCAUCUAAUGACAGUCAAUGCGGUUGAAUUGUGGCUUGGGACAUAAUGUUACAUAACCAUUUCCAAAUAUCUGCUGGAUUUUGGAAUAAUGGCACUGCAGCAAGUUACAGACAAAUUGCAUAAAGUUGUUGGUCACUUAUCAUGUAUGUCUUGAUGUUGUGCUUGCACUGCAGCAACUAAUACAAAACAAAC